Mizuhopecten yessoensis (Yesso scallop) is the source of this 5703-nucleotide messenger RNA. Its product is annotated as green-sensitive opsin-like. The coding region runs from base 1 to 531 and encodes 176 amino acids. NCBI's taxonomy places the organism in Eukaryota, Metazoa, Mollusca, Bivalvia, Pectinida, Pectinidae. The transcript has 3 exons. The record is from RefSeq and is a predicted model, not a curated record. Gene Ontology annotation, biological process: G protein-coupled receptor signaling pathway. Gene Ontology annotation, molecular function: G protein-coupled receptor activity. Gene Ontology annotation, cellular component: membrane.
AUGGCACACUUAUAUCUUGAAGAAAUAUCUUCAUAUCAGGUACGCAAUAUAGCAAGAAACGGAGUAUGGGAUAUGACCAGUCGAAUAGCAAGGAAAAAACUUAGGGUGGAGAAAAAGAUGGCAAGGACCAUCGCGGGUAUGAUACUGGUGUACGUUUUUGCAUGGUCUCCCUAUGCCAUCGUGUCCUUCUGGACAUGUUUUAGCGCCCCAGAAAGUGUCCCAGCAAUUGUAACAGGAUUCCCGCCCAUAAUAGCUAAGUGUAGCGCAGCUCUCAACCCCAUCGUAUACAUCGCAACGAACAAGCAGUUCCGAAUGGCCUUUUACGAGUUCCUUCCUUCGGGAUUAAAGAGUACGAUGAUCAAGAAAGAGGAAGACGCCAUGCGAUCCUCUUCCGAUUCAGACGAUACAAAAAAGAAGGAAGCGAGAAAAGCUACCCAAGUAGCCCCUGUGGACGAUGGGGCGUCACAGGGAGAGAAAACCGCAGUAGAGGAUCUAUCUCCACCGCCAUCACAGGCGGUUGCCAACGCCUAGACUAGCCUACCAGAGACUGUUCACCGAUAACGAGUCCAACAGAAAAGGAAGAACGAUUGAAAACAAUCGAUGUUUUGGCUAGUAUUCCAUUGCUACAAAUUGUAUGUUGGUAAAUCGGUUCGGCGGCAAGUCUAAAGUCAAGGUGACGUCACAUAAAAAUAUAUUGGUUUUAGAAAACUGUACAUAUGCUAAUGGACGUACGUUGGCUAGGAACACUACAUGAUACAGUGGUGCCUCGCGAGAACAGGGGAUAUCGUCAUGGUAGGGUGAUGCUACGUGAAACAGGUGAUAACGUCAUGACACAGUGGUGCCUCGUGAGAACAGGUCAUAUCGUCAUGACACAGUGGUGCCUCGUGAGAACAGGUGAUAUCGCUAUGACACAGUGGUGCCUCGCGAGAACACGUGAUAUCGUCAUGGUAGUCUAGUGCCAGUGAGAAUAGGUGAUAUCAUCAUUGUAGGGUGGUACAACAUGAGAACAGGUGAUAUCAUCAUGACAUAAUGGUGCCACAUUAGAAUAGGUGAUAUCGUUGUUGUAAAGAGGUGCCACGUGAGAACAGGUGAUAUCAUCAUGACAUAAUGGUGCCACGAUAUCGUUAUUGUAGGGUGGUACCACGUGAAAACAGGUGAUAACAUCAUGACAUAAAGGUGCCACGAUAUCGUUAUUGUAGGGUGGUACCACGUUAGAACAGGUGAUAUCGUCAUGACAUAUUGGUGUCACGUAGGAAUAGGUGACAUCGUCAUUGCAGGGUGGUACCACGUGAGAACAGGUGAUAACAUCAUGACAUAAAGGUGCCACGAUAUCGUUAUUGUAGGGUGGUACCACGUUAGAACAGGUGAUAUCCUCAUGACAUAUUGAUGUCAUGUAGGAUAGAUGAUAUCGUCAUUGCAGGGUGGUACCACGUUAGGAUAGGUGAUAUCGUCAUUGCAGGGUGGUACCACGUGAGAACAGGUGAUAACAUCAUGACAUAAAGGUGCCACGUUAGAAUAGGUGAUAUCAUCAUUGUAGGGUGGUACAACAUGGGAACAGGUGAUAUCAUCAUGACAUAAUGGUGCCACGUUAGAAUAGGUGAUAUCGUUAUUGUAGGGUGGUACCACGUGAGAACAGGUGAUAUCAUCAUGACAUAAUUGUGCCACGUUAGAAUAGGUGAUAUCGUCAUUGUUAAAGGGUGCCACGUGAGAACAGGUGAUAUCAUCAUGACAUAAUUGUGCCACGUUAGAAUAGGUGAUAUCAUCAUGACAUAAUGGUGGUAACACGUGAGAACAGGUGAUAUCAUCAUGACAUAAUGGUGCCACGUUAGAAAAGAUGAUAUCGUCAUUGCAGGGUGGUACCACGUGAAACAGGUGAUAUCAUCAUGGUAGGGUGGUGCUACGUGAAAGAGGUGAUAACGUCAUGACACAGUGGUGCCUCUUGAGAACACGUGAAAUCGUCAUGACACAGUGGUGCCUCUUAAGAACACGUGAUAUUGUCAUGGUAGUCUAGUGCCAGUGAGAAUAGGUGAUAUCGUCAUUAUAGGGUGGUACAAUGUGAGAACAGGUGAUAUCAUCAUGACAUAAUUGUGCCACGUUAGAAUAUAUGAAAUCGUCAUUGUAGGGUGGUGCCGCGUCAGAACAGGUGAUAUCAUGAUAUAUUGGUGCCACGUUAGAAUAGGUGAUAUCGUCAUUGCAGAGUGGUAACACGUGAGAACAGGUCAUAUCAUCAUGACAUAUUAUGCCACGUUAGAAUAGGGGAUUACGUUAUUGUAGGGUGGUUACACGUGAAAACAUGUGAUAUCAUCAUGAGAUAAUGGUACCCCGUUAGAAUAGGUGAUAUCGUCAUUGUAGGGUGGUGCCGCGUGAGAACAUGUUAUAUCGUCAUGGUAGAUUGGUGCCACGUUAGAAUAGGUGAUAUCGUCAUUGCAUGGUGGUAACACGUGAGAACAGGUGAUAUCAUUAUGACAUAAUGGUACAUCAUUAGAAUAGGUGAUAUCGUUGUUGUAUAAAGGUGCCACGUGAGAACAGGUGAUAUCAUCAUGACAUAAAGGUGCCACGAUAUCGUUAUUGUAGGGUGGUACCACGUUAGAACAGGUGAUAUCCUCAUGACAUAUUGGUGCAACGUUAGGAUAGGUGAUAUCGUCAUUGUAGGAUGGUACAAUGUGAGAACAGGUGAUAUCAUCAUGACAUAAUUGUGCCACGUUAGAAUAUAUGAAAUCGUCAUUGUUGGGUGGUGCCGCGUCAGAACAGGUGAUAUCAUCAUGAUAUAUUGGUGCCACGUUAGAAUAUAUGAAAUCGUCAUGGUAGGGUGGUACCACGUUAGAACAGGUGAUAUCCUCAUGACAUAUUGGUGCCACGUUAGGAUAGGUGAUAUCGUCAUUGCAGGGUGGUACCACGUGAAAACAGGUGAUAUCGUCAUGGUAGAGUGGUGCCAGGUGAGAACAAUUGAUAUCGUCAUGGUAGAGUGGUGCUAGGUGAGAACAAUUGAUAUCAUCAGGGUAGAGUGGUGCCACGUGAGAACAGUUGAUAUAUUCAUGGUAGAGUGGUGCCAAGUAAUAACAAUUGAUAUCGUCAUGGUAGAAUGGUGCCAGGUGAGAACAAUUGAUAUCGUCAUGGUAUAGUGGUGCCAGGUGAGAACAGUUGAUAAAGUCAUGAUACAUUGGUGUCAUGUGAAACAAGUGAUAUCGUUAUUGAUGCGUGCGUUGAAUAAAAUUAUGCUUGAUUUUAAAUAUGUAUGUAUAUGACAUUGUUACAUGAACAUUCCCGUUAUUAUAAAAAGAAAUUUAAAGGUCAACUUCAUAUAUGUUGUAAUUAAAAAUGAUAUACUGUACAAAUAUCAAUUUACUGUGAUGGUAACGUUUUUGAAAUGUCUGGUAGGAAUGGUUAUUCAAUGCUGUGUAAGAAGGGGUGAGUUCUUGUUGCGACGUAAAACACUGUACCGGGGAUGUUUUAGGACUGAAAACACAUGUCUCUUCAGGGCUAAAGAACCCAUAGACGUUGUCCUUGAUUACAAUCACUCUACUUGUAGUCACUGGUUGGCUGAUAUAAUUAUCCUUGCAAUCUCUUGGUUGUUGAUCGAUCCACACAUGUAGUUCCUUGUGACUGACAAAGACCUGUUACAGUUAUACCAUACGUCCUCCGCAUACAAAAGGGUGUCAACAUGACAGUAUUACAUGACAUAUGUAAGGGCAGUCUCUACACAGCCAUGUUUGUCGUGCCAACACCAUUCACUGAAUGUGGACGUUUUUUUAUAUCAUUACUCUCACGACGGGAAAAGGGGUAGAUAGGGAGAGCUGAAUCGAUGAGUCUUUGUUUCCUUUUGUAUUUAUGAAUUACCGCUGGUGGGUUUUAUUGUUGUAGUGUUUAUUUCAGUUAUCUAUGCAGCGUAUCUCUCCCUUUGAUAAGUAGGUCCCGUGGUUUCCGAUGUUCGUUGUUUGGAGGACCAAAAUGCGAUCGACUAACUUUCCCAUCUUCCGUGAGUGUAUAGCUUUGGUAUAUCCACACACCUUUUGGCGUUUGUUAAAUACAUUUAGAAACAAAUUCACAGACAAAUAUUUCGUUAAUGUUUAGACACUUGACUUAUUUUCGAGUAUUUAAGUAGAUCAGCAAUAUGCAACCUGUAAUGUAUUUUGUUAAGUUCAAUGCGUAAGUUUAUGUUUCAUUCAGAGUUACAAUUAGGGUUAUUCGGGUAUGGAUGAUGCUUUUCCUCAAGCAUCAGGAAGCCUAGGGUCUUGAUAUUUUGUCAUUUAUUAGCCCAGAUGAUGUGCUAUAGAGGAUAUUGAAUAGUAUUGAUAUUUACUUACAUUCAUUGUAACAGGGUUCAAAAGUAAAAAGAAAAAUCUAUAUCUUUCUGUAGUAGUUUAACAUUAGUAAUCGGGCUUUUGUUAUGCUGUGUACAAUAGAAACGCCUAACUUUCUACUUCUUCUUGUAUUAAGAUUAAUAUCAAAUCAAUCAUUCCGACAGGUUCAUAGUUCAUCAUAGGGUAUUCGGGUGAGGGUAUCUGAAUAUUACUUAACAAGCACCAGAAGGGUAGGUUUACGAUACUUGGUCUGUCUCUAGCCCAACACUUAGCUAUCUAGUUACCGAAAAGUAAUGGCAUUGCCCUUCAUUAAAGGUCAUAUGGGCAAAGGUUUAAAACACGAUGAAAUACCUAAAUUGUUAAAAACAUCUAGAACUACAGAACAAAUGGAAAGUGUCUAAUAUACCCAUUCUAACGCUUCAAAUUUACAACAAUAGAUUAUUUACUCUCAAACUAAUACUUCUAGUUAACCACGCCUUUCAUGUAAGCCGUGCUACAAUGAAAUUUCAGCAACAAGAUAAAAACUCGAAGAAUGAAGAAAGAUUGGCAAAGCUCAACGUUUACAACCAUUGUAUCUCAGGUCAAAAGUUGAUUUUGAGGUUCUGGGGUUAAAAUCGUCAUAAAAUAUCCGUUAUGAAAUUUGAAAGCGAUUCUGCUCGACCAAAACCAACCGUUAGAUUUUGAUAUUUUUUAUGUGAAAAGUCCAAUGUGGGCUUUAAAACUGAAGAUAAUGCUUACAAGCUCCUCAUACGAUAUUUAUUUUUCUCUUGUUGUCGUUCUGUCUAGAAGAAAAGCUUCAAUAACAAAUAAUUAUAAAAGUUAUAAUCAGACUUAAAAACCAAGUAUAAGAACAAGUUUGCUUUAAGUAACUUAUAUAAAAGUUAUCGGUUUAAGGUGUUAUAUAAAUGUUGUCAAUUAUAGGUCAACUUUCAAAGUUACAUUUUGACGUUUAUGAAGAAAAAAAAUCGGUGACGCAUUGCCUGCACAUUCAUAAGUUUUCUUCGCUAAUCCAUGGGUCAAAUUUAUGAUACAACUCAAUAAAGGUAAGCGUGGAUACAUUGAAACAAGCGAACGUUAUUUCGUUAAAACAAAGAAAAAGUUAGAUACGUUAAUGGUUUUCUUGGAAAAUCUGGCAAGCGAAGGAAAUAGGGUAAGUGUAAGUAAUAUCCACCUUACAUAUGAACAUAAAUGAAAUUAGACUAGAUUGAAACAACACGUAAGGUAGAUUAAGGAUUGUCGUUCUGUCAGGAACGUUUCAGAGAGUGUGUCAUUAGACUAGAUUGUAAUAACACGUAAGGUAGAUUAAGGGUUGUCGUUCUGUCUGGAACGUUUCAAAGAGUGUCAUUAGACUAGAUUGUAAUAACACGUAAGGUAGAUUAAGGGUUGUCGUUCUGUCUGGAAC